Messenger RNA from Protobothrops mucrosquamatus (brown spotted pit viper), 1549 nucleotides. It is a transcript of the gene SLC2A1, whose product is annotated as solute carrier family 2 member 1. The transcript has 10 exons. Gene Ontology annotation, biological process: D-glucose transmembrane transport; response to insulin. Bases 1 to 1473 code for a protein of 490 amino acids. Gene Ontology annotation, cellular component: basolateral plasma membrane; apical plasma membrane. The record is from RefSeq and is a predicted model, not a curated record. NCBI's taxonomy places the organism in Eukaryota, Metazoa, Chordata, Lepidosauria, Squamata, Viperidae.
AUGGCCUCGGAGGGGAAGAUGACCGCCCAGUUGUUGAUGGCCGUCGGGGGUGCCGUGUUGGGGUCACUGCAGUUUGGGUACAACACUGGAGUAAUCAACGCACCGCAGAGGGUGAUAGAGGAAUUUUACAACCAAACAUGGUUGAACCGAUACGAGACCUACAUCACCUCGGGCAUGUUGACCACUCUCUGGUCUCUCUCCGUGUCCAUCUUCUCAGUCGGUGGGAUGGUCGGCUCGUUCUCCGUUGGGCUCUUUGUCAACCGCUUUGGACGGAGGAAUUCCAUGCUGAUGUCCAACUCUCUCGCUUUCCUUUCGGCCAUCCUGAUGGGCUUCUCCAAGAUGGCCGGCUCCUUUGAGAUGUUAAUCCUCGGCCGUUUCAUCGUGGGCGUUUACUCGGGCCUCACCACCGGCUUCGUGCCCAUGUACGUGGGCGAGGUCUCCCCCACGGCUCUGAGGGGGGCACUAGGAACACUCCAUCAACUUGGGGUCGUGAUUGGGAUCCUGAUUGCACAGAUUUUCGGUAUUGAUCUCAUCAUGGGGAACGAAAACCUCUGGCCCCUGCUGUUGGGGUUCACCUUCGUCCCCUCCUUGGCCCAGUGCAUCCUGCUGCCUUUUGCCCCCGAGAGCCCCCGUUUCCUUCUCAUUAACCGCAACGAGGAGAACAAAGCCAAGAGUGUUCUAAAGAAGCUCCGUGGGACGACCGACGUCAGCAGAGACCUUCAGGAGAUGAAAGAGGAGAGCCGGCAAAUGCUCCAGGAGAAGAAGGUCACCAUCUUGGAACUCUUCCGUUCUCCUAUCUACCGCCAGCCCCUCUUGAUUGCCAUCGUACUGCAGCUCUCUCAGCAACUUUCCGGGAUCAACGCGGUGUUCUACUACUCCACGGAUAUCUUUGAAAGAGCCGGAGUACAGCAGCCUGUUUAUGCCACGAUUGGGGCUGGAGUGGUCAACACAGCCUUCACGGUUGUUUCGCUGUUUGUGGUAGAACGGGCUGGCCGAAGGACACUGCAUCUCAUUGGACUCUCCGGGAUGGCCAUCUGUGCGGUUCUCAUGACUAUCGCCCUGGCACUUCUGAUUCAAGUGCCGUGGAUGUCCUAUCUUAGCAUCGUCGCCAUCCUGGGCUUCGUGGCAUUUUUUGAAAUCGGCCCGGGACCCAUUCCUUGGUUUAUUGUGGCUGAGUUGUUCAGCCAAGGCCCGCGUCCUGCUGCCAUCGCCGUUGCGGGACUGUCCAACUGGACCGCCAACUUCAUCGUAGGGAUGGGCUUUCAAUAUGUGGCGGACCUCUGUGGCGCCUACGUCUUCAUCAUCUUCACCGUCUUGCUGAUCCUCUUCUUCAUCUUCACCUACUUCAAGGUGCCUGAGACCAAGGGCCGAACCUUUGACGAGAUCGCCUCCGAGUUCCGCCAAGGAGGUGCCGCCCAUGGAGACAAAUCCGCGGAUGAGUUCCACAGCUUGGGUGCCGACUCCCAAGUCUAAAGUCUGGGACCUGGGUGGGCAUCUCCUCCGUGUCGCUCUUGUCCUGCCCAUCCUCUCCAUGCGCUUGUUACAAAGC